Molecule: messenger RNA, 2690 nt
Organism: Cavia porcellus (domestic guinea pig)
Lineage: Eukaryota; Metazoa; Chordata; Mammalia; Rodentia; Caviidae
Gene: Frat1
Product: FRAT regulator of WNT signaling pathway 1
Exons: 1
Coding region: 466-1257 (263 amino acids)
Biological process (GO): positive regulation of canonical Wnt signaling pathway
Cellular component (GO): cytoplasm
Source: RefSeq, a predicted model, not a curated record
GAGUGUGUGUAAGUGCUGGUGCCAGUGUGUGGAAGGAACCAACGGAGUCCAGCAGGGUGUGCAUCUUCCAGAAUGCCCAUCACGCGCCGCUGAGGGAGCCGGGAUCCGCUCCUCCGGGCGCCCCCAGGGAGAGCAGGCCUACUUAAGCCGCUCAGAAACAGCCAGCUGCAAUCCGGACCCUAACCUUGUAGGCGCCCCGCCCCUCAAGACCACAGCACCCCCGGCCCGGCGCGGUGGACGGGCCCGCGCAACGUCACCCAUUGUUUACAAAUCAACCCAAGCCGGCAGGAUCCCGGCUCCCGGGUUGCAGCCGGCGCGAGUACUCGUUGACCUAGCUCCUGCGGCCCCGGCCCCGGCCCUGGCCCGGCUUUGGCUCGCGCCCACCUCCGCCGCGGUCUGCCCAACCCGCGGGCAGCCGAGCUACCGCCGACGCGCGCAGGACCCCGGGUGCCCGGGCGGGGGGCCAUGCCGUGCCGGAGGGAGGAGGAAGAGGAAGCGGAGGGGGAGGAGGAGGAGGGCAGCUUCCUCCUGCUGGAGCAGACGGUGACGCUGGGCGGCUCGGGAGAGGUGGACCGGCUGGUGGCCCAGAUCGGCAAGACGCUGCAGUUGGACGCGGCACGCGACAGCCCGUCCUCCCCCGGCGCGCCCCCUGGGCCGCCGCUGCAGCCCCUGCGACCCCCGGCGGCGUCCCUGAGGCUGCCGCGGGUGUCUGCCGAGGCGGGGAGCCCGGCGCCCCCCGGGGCCGUGCGCUGUGCGCUCGGGGACCGCGGCCGGGUUCGCGGCCGAACUGCACCCUACUGCGUGGCGGAGCUCGCCGCAGGCCCCAGCACGCUGUCCCCAAUGCCACCUCCGCCCGGCCUCGAUGGACUUCCGGGAGCUGGCACGCAAGAAGUCCCUCAGCCGCUCUCCGGCCCUUGCCGGCGAGGAUGGCUCCGCAGCGCUGCCGCGUCCCGCCGACCGCAGCAGCGACGCGGAUCUCAGCCUGAAACUCGCGCCGGUGAAGACGACCCGCACCGGCUCCUGCAGCAACUCGUGCUCUCGGGAAACCUCAUCAAGGAGGCAGUGCGGAGGCUGCACUCGCGACGGCUGCAGUUACGUGCAAAGCUUCCCCAAGGCACUUUCCUCGGGCCUCUGUCGGCCCCGGUGCAUGAGCCCCCCUCGCCGCGAAGUCCCCGCGCGGCCUGCAGUAACCCUGGUCCGUCUGGGAGGAGGGCGCAACUCAGAACUGGGGACGGCGUUCUUGUCCCUGGCAGCUAACGCCCAGGAUGGCCACCGCACCAACCUCUGACUAGAGAGCCCGAACCCUGCUCAGACGGGUGGAGAACACAUGUUUUUGAAAGCGGAAAAAAUAAUAAUCUAACAACGGCGAACCAAAAAAGUCGCGAAUGUUUUCACGUGGGACUGAGGUCUAGGGUGGCCAAACCAGAACUGGGUUACCGUUAUUUAAGGUAGACCUUACAGAAAGUGCAUCCCAAGUUCACAGUCAGUGGGACUCCAUAUUUGGCGUGACUUGACCUGAACUCACAGCAUUUCUUCACUUGCCCGGUGACCGCGUGGCCACGGUCCAAGCUACUCAAGAACGCCAAGCGUCAGAACUACAGAGGAUGGUCCGGGUACUUGCUUUACCAGUUCAGGCUGGCUCCUGAUCUACUUUGGAAGAGGGGAGCUUGAGCAGACGAUAAUUUCAGGGAGCCCCCCAAUCUGCCAGACUUGAACAUUUAUGACCGUUUUAAAAGCCACGUCUAGUUUUGGGCGAUGUUUUACUAUAAGACACGCAGUACCACUAACGUACUCUCCUAGCGUUGAAUAGGAUGAACCUUUUUCUCUGCCCGGUGUUUACAACAGACUAGGGUGUUCAGAGUGUUGGGGAGGGAGAGCAGUGCGACAUGGGGAGGGUCAGAAGCGGUGACCAGAGGGUGCUAGUUGGUUAGGCCUGGAGCGAACCCUCAUCUUCCUGGGCUCAAGGUCACCUUUUCCUGGGCAUGUAAUGUGGGUUGCAGCAGGGACCCUAACCGUGUCUCCAGUGCCUGGAGAAGAGUGCAUUGUUUUUAAGUGCUGAAGCCUUCUUGAGGACUCUCGAGCUGCUGCCACCUUGAGUGGGGAGGCCCACUCAAGGACCUCCCUGCCUGUGCUUGUGCCUCCCUGCCGGUGGGCACUGCCCCUGGCCGAACUCCAGGCUUUCACAAAAAAUGUCCAGAGAUUCUGCCCAGGAGGUCCCUUUCGCUCAGGUGGGCCCUGGAGAUUGCCGGGGUGGGGGUGGAGGCGCCGCUGGAUGGUCAUUCCAGGGACACACAUCCUCUCACUGCAGCUUAUUAUGGACUCUCUCCAGCCGUUUGCAAUUCCCUGGAUAGAUGGAGUUGAUUUCCUCCCUCUGCCCCUCCCCCAGCCAUGCCAGCUCUCCUUUGUAAGUGAAAGAAACCCAGUAGAAAAUGUGACCCUCCAAAUAGAGAAGCUGCAGACUUUGCUAUUGUGAACGCGGUGAAGUGCUUGGAACACUGUUCACUCACUCUGAGGGUGCUAAGACCGUUUUUGUUGUUUAGUUUUAUAGUCAAUGGCUUGUUCAGCGUCCAGAGGAGGCUGUUGAGUAUCUACACUUCGCACCGGAGUGUCUAGAACUGUGGCUAUCCUGAUUAUAGGAUUUUAACUUAACUGAAAUACCUGUUUCAAAUAAAUGUGUUGGGUUUUUUGUU